Molecule: messenger RNA, 3767 nt
Organism: Tachysurus vachellii
Lineage: Eukaryota; Metazoa; Chordata; Actinopteri; Siluriformes; Bagridae
Gene: fpgs
Product: folylpolyglutamate synthase
Exons: 15
Coding region: 387-2117 (576 amino acids)
Biological process (GO): tetrahydrofolylpolyglutamate biosynthetic process
Cellular component (GO): cytoplasm; cytosol; mitochondrion
Molecular function (GO): ATP binding; tetrahydrofolylpolyglutamate synthase activity
Source: RefSeq, a predicted model, not a curated record
CUACUGGUGAAGUAGCAAUGCACGUCAGACGCGGACCGUUUUAAAUACUAUACUAUUAGAUAUUAAGCUGUUAAUUAAAAGUUGCGUGUUCGUCGAUGUAAAUAACAAAUGUGUAAAUAUUUAUAGCAACCGCGCUGCACAUGAUAGUUAACUUUUCUUGACAACUAAAUUUGCAAAUGCUGUGACAUUCAUUACACGUGUGCAAAAUUAUCUUUAUCAGUGAUAUUUACAACAAAAGAAUGUAACCUUGAGGUCUAGGUUCUGUUUUUGUUGUUUUUGUUGACGGAGGCGUGGCAUGACGUCAGCAGCCGUUACUGACAGGAGGAAGUCCCUCCCAAAUUUGGUCAUUUUUAUCACACCUUCCUGCGCUCACGCGGCCGUUCGUAAUGACGGCGUUAUUGGUGCGCGCGCGAGGGCAACUAACCGCGUUUCGAUGUUUCCAGCAGAGUGCAAAGUGGCGGAAUAUCACGGAAAUACCCCUGAGGUUGUCCAGCACUAAAGCCGCCCCGAGCUGCCGAAGAAUGGAUUAUCAGGAUGCCAUUUGCACCCUGAACACUCUACAGACCAAUGCGAGUGCACUGGAGCAGGUGCGCAGAGAGCGGGCUCACCCACAAGUCCAGCUGCAGGCCAUGAGAAGCUUCUUGCAGCGUUCAGGCCUUGCGGUGGAAGAACUUGAUCAUCUUAAUGUCAUACAUGUAACUGGAACAAAGGGAAAGGGUUCAACAUGUGCCUUCACAGAGAAAAUUCUGAGGAGCUAUGGCUUCCGCACUGGAUUUUACAGCUCACCACACCUAGUACAGGUCAGGGAGAGGAUCCGUGUGAAUGGCUGCCCCAUUGGAAGAGACCUUUUCACCAAAUACUUUUGGCAAGUGUACAGCCGGCUGGAGGAAACUAAGGAUGCACACAAUGGCAGUAUGCCAGCGUAUUUCCGCUUUCUGACUAUCCUUGCCUUCCACGUCUUUCUGCAGGAGAAGGUGGACGUAGCAAUCAUCGAGGUGGGAAUAGGUGGUGCCUAUGACUGCACUAACAUAAUUAGGAGGCCGUGGGUUUGUGGCAUUUCCUCAUUGGGCAUUGACCACACCAGCAUUCUUGGGGAUACAAUUGAGAAGAUUGCCUGGCAGAAGGGAGGAAUAUUUAAGCCUGGGGUUCCAGCCUUCAUUGCGAAACAACCAGAGGGACCAAUGGCUGUCCUUCAGGAGAGAGCAGAAGAGAUUGGGUGCCCAUUGUUUUUGUGCCCUGAGCUGGAUCAGUACAAGAGCUCUGUGAAUUUGGGUUUGGCCGGACAGCACCAAUACUCCAACGCCUCACUUGCUUUACAGCUCACACACUGCUGGCUUCAGAGGCGCUGCAACGGAGAUCCAGCAGUUACUUCUGUGUCAGGUUUUACUGGCCUCUGUACGGCUUUCAUUUUUGAACCAAGUCCUCAAAUGCUGAAAGGCCUGGCUGAGACUGAAUGGCUGGGCAGGAAUCAGACCCUGAAGCGUGGCAGUGUCACAUACUUCCUGGAUGGAGCUCACACCACACGCAGCAUGCAGGCAUGUGUUAACUGGUUCAGCACGGUGGCUGCCCAACACGAGAAAAAUGCUGUGGGUUCAGUGGUACGAGUGCUGCUGUUUAAUGCUACUGGAGAACGAGAUUGUGGUGCUAUGCUCAAGCUGCUUGUGCCGUGUCAAUUUGACUUUGCUGUUUUCUGUCCUAACAUCACUGAAGCCAUUUCUGACUGCAAUGCAGACCAACAGAACUUCAACGUGUCAGUAGAGCACAUGCUUAUGCGUUGCCUGGACAAUCAGCAGAGCUGGCGCAUUCUCAGUGGUAUCGAGGAAGAGGGGCCAGAAUCAGAGUUUCUAUUUGGGGGUGGUGUUCAUCUGCCUCGGAGAGAGGAGAGACGUGGUGCCUCACUGGUUUUCCCCUGUAUCUUGAGUGCUCUUCAGUGGAUCACACAGGGACGUGACCCACUUGUAUCCAGUUCCACCAAACACAUCAUGCCUGUCAAAGCUAGUGUCAAUGCUAAAGCAGUGCCACUAAGAGAGGCUGCUAAUGUACAUGUCCUAAUCACGGGUAGCUUGCACCUGGUAGGAGGAACCCUAAAACACCUGGUACCUGCUCUGUCAUCCUAACACAGUAUUUUGUUUGUGUAUGUCACCGGGUAUAGUGUGUGUCCAAUUUAUUUUUGCACACUCACUGUAUAUGAAAAUUGGUGCAGCUGAAUUAAUCUUAAUUUAAUCUUGAGAAAUUUCUGAAUAUUGCUGCUAAGUACAAAGCAGGAGACUAAAGCACUUACCUUUUUCAUCAACUGUGCCUUCCUUCUGUAGGGAAAGUUCACAGAGCCUAUUUAAACACAGUUUAACCCUAGUCUUACGCCCCUAUCAGUUGUCUUAAAUAUCGAAGUAUUUUACUGUGGAACUGAGAUUAAUAUGUUCAGGAUACCAGGAUGCUGGGAUCAUGUAUAUUAACACUGAAUAUAAUGAAAGGAAUGCAGCCAAAACUGCAUACUUGAUGCUGUCAAAUGUGCAAUAUUCCUUGUUUGUGCAUUAUUUUCAUAUACUGCAUUGUUCCCAGUUUACACUGUUUUGAUAUACUAUUUGGUUUGUGAUGUGAUGGACAUGAUUUAAAUGAUUGGAUUAGAUGAUGGCCAGCCAAAUCCAAAGCUAACUUCUCUUUGGUGCAUUUGCUCUGCAUAAAGUAUUGUCUUACACUUAAGUUAGAAUUCCUUGGGCUACACACAAAUUAUGUAACUAACUGUGAAUGUACUUGGUUGCCAUUUAAUUAGUAAGUAAAAAAUAUUAGAUAAUGUAAACAUUAAAGAAGAUUCCAAUUUUCCUUACAAAAAACCAUCUGAGAAACUUGAGCUUUUUUGUAUAAGAAAACAUAAUGUUCUAGAAUUAUUUUUAAGAAUAUUAUUGUUGUUGUAAAAGUAUUCUUAAAAAAUAAUUUGCCUCAAUUCCUAAAAAUAUUUGGAAUAUAUGCUGUUUUGGCCUCAAUAAAAAUAAUUAUUAUUUUUUAUUUGCUCUCAAAUUAAAUGAUUGAUCUUUAUCAAGGUCUUUGUUCCCUGGGGUAUAAUUAGCUGGUGGGUUUUACACUUACCUCAGGGAAAUAAAACAUGAAAAAAGAUUUGUUGAUCCUGUAAUGGAUAUUAAAAAUAAAUCUAAAAAUGGAAUUAAACUAAACUACAACAGUUCUGCAUAUGCCAGUACCUAGUAACUACCACAAGAGGUCCAAGGAAGGACAUCAUGUGAUGGUGUUAUUGAGGCUCAAGCAACAUGCAAUAGAUGGACAUGUUUGCAGCAAACGUGACUAGGGAGCAGUGGAAGAAGGUGGAUAGCCAUGUGUGUGAGAGUCAACUGUGGAAGCGAUGGCAUCAGAAUGUGAAUGUGAAGCUGGCAGAAUCAGUGAGAUGCUCUAGCCGAUGUUCUGCUGGGAAACCUUAGUCUUGGCAUUAAUGUGGAAGUUACUUUAACAUGUACCACCAAAUUUACCAUGGUUUCAGACCAAAUACAUGAGCUUUUCAUUGCCAUAUUUCUAAAUGGCAGUGUCCUCUUUCAGCAGGAUAAUGCACCCUGCCAUACUGCAAAAACUGUUCAGGAUUACUUUUAUGAACAGCAAACCUGCAGGGCUUGAAGGCGUUGGGUCUAAUGUCUACCACAGUUUAUCUUCAAAAGUCUUGCCCCAUUAGGCAUGUGGUUUAAUGUUAUGGCUGAUAUAUAUUUGUCUGUGUGCUCUUAUAUCUGUGUGCUCUUGUAUCUCAUAAAAAUGUGUUUUGCAAACUG